Closterium sp. NIES-67 is the source of this 1812-nucleotide messenger RNA. NCBI's taxonomy places the organism in Eukaryota, Viridiplantae, Streptophyta, Zygnematophyceae, Desmidiales, Closteriaceae. The record is from the annotation of a GenBank genome assembly.
CUUCCGUUCCGCUGCCGUAGGAUACUCUACAGCGCCAAUUCGCGGCGUGAUUAACCUAACGUCCACGUGGACAGGCUGGCUCGAGGCGAGAUGCGGGAUAUGGGGCGUCGCGACUUUUAGGGGGAGGGGAAGCCGAGAAGUGCGGCCCGAGACCCGCAAUGGCGGAAAAUGAAGGCGCCCCGCUCGCGCAAGGGGCUCGCGGAGAGACCCGCACGCGCGGCGUUACUGAUCGCGACGACGUGGAAAAAUGUGGCGCGGAGGGGCAUGAUGAUGGUGGGGAAGCUUCCACGAAUGAGGAUGCUGUGGAAGUCGUGGAGGAGGAAAGGCGCGAGGGGAAACGUGAUGGUGAUAGUAACGAGGGGAAUGACGAGGAAGAGGAUUACCUGGUGCUGAGCGAGGUCCACGUGGCAUGCCCCUCGCACCACGUCAGCACCGUUAGCACCUUCACGUUCCGCCUGCCCCCUGCUGCGGAGGCGGCCAUGGCGGGGAAGGCGCGGCGCGGAGCGGAGGAAUGUGGAGAGGGGAGGGAAGGGAGCGAGGGCGGUGGGAUGCAUGUGGCGGUGGCGAUAGGGCAUGGCAUGAAGACCACCAUCGCCCAUGUCGGCAUGCAGGUGUGGCGCGCCUCGCUCCUCCUGGCUGACGUCAUCAUUGCCAACCAUCACAUGCUCGCAGAUGCUACAGUGCUUGAGCUGGGGGCGGGCACGGGCAUGGUGGGCGUCGUCGCUGCUCUCUUCGCCCGCCGUGUCUUCCUCACAGACACAGGCGACCCUGUGCUGCGCAACUGUGCCGCCAAUGCCGCCAACGCACCUAUGCUUCGCCCGCCAUGCGGCAUGCACUCGGCAGCACCCGUGGUUCGGCGCCUUGACUGGCGGCUGGGGUGGCCGCCUCCCGUGGUGACCAGGGGCUGUGCGCAGCAGCCAGCAGCGUGUGGGGCGGGCAGCGGCGAGGAGGAGGAAAGUGCAUCGGGCAUGCAGGCAGAAUCGAAUGGAGCAGCCGACCCAUUUGUUUGGACCGACGGGGAUUUGACCGACGCCAGCCAUGCCACGGUGCUGCUGGCUGCUGAUGUCAUCUACAGUGACGACAUCACUGCUGCUCUCUUCUCUACCCUGCGCUCCCUCCUGCACUGCGCCCCACCCGAGCUGCUCCUGCUGGCCCUGGAGAAGCGCUUCAACUUCUCUCUCUCGCACCUCGCACCCGUUGCCAACGGCUACGCCGCAUUCCGCUCCCACUUCGCCGCUCAAACUGCCGCGCCCAGCUGCCACAGGGGCAGCCACUGUAGCGCAGCAGAGGCGGCAGUGGGGCGAGGAAAGGGCGACGAGGAGGCGGACGGACGAGAGGACGAUAAGCAGCAGGUUGCACGGCAGGGCGUGCGGCAACGCGGGUGGCAGGGUGGGUGGCAGGGUGGGGGAGUGGAAGAGGAAGCGGACGAGGGGAAGGGGGAGCAGCUGGUGGGUUGGCGCAUGGACGUGGCGUGUGUGCCGCGGCAUGUGGUGGGGUGUGAGAGGGCGGCGGACAUGGAGCUCUGGGUGAUAGGCGCGAGGUGGUCAGUGCCACUGAUCUGUGCGUGGAUGGAGAGAGGCGUGGGCUUGCAGCCUGCCUCUGAAGGUGCCGGGGAUAUUCUUGAAAGCUCGGAGCCAGGAGAGUGAGCAUUUGACAGUCAGUAACUCCGUGUUGCAGUUUGGUGAGGUCUGCAAUGGUGCAAGGCAGGUGGAGUGGCGAUUCAUCUCAUGCGUCCUGUCCUCCCCAGGCCCUGAUGCUUGGUUGGUACGGUAACUUGUGCUUUGCAUUCGCAUGGCACGGGAAUGCAUAAGG